GGCGGGGAAUGAGGCAUCUCCUUCCCUCAGGUGAAGCUGGAGGGAGCCUCUCCACGGAGGAGGACAAAAUUGCUGACCUGUGGCAGGAGAGGCCCUAACUCCUGUUUCUCCUUUGACACAGAUUGCUGGGACCAUUUGGGCUUUCGGGACCUUGGACCAGGCCCUGGCCCAGUAGGAUGCCCCCGUGUCCUCCCCAGCAGAGCAGGAACAGGGUGAUACAGUUGCCCACUCUGGAGCUGGGUGAGAUGGAAUUGACUUGGCAAGAGAUCAUGUCCAUCACUGAGCUGCAGGGCCUAAACGCUCCAAGUGAGCCAUCCUUCGAGCCCCCAGCCCCAUACCCUGGGCCCCCGCCGCCUCCAAGUUACUGCCCCUGCUCUAUCCACCCGGAGGCUGGCUUUCCCCUUUCUUCACCACCUUAUGAGCUCCCAGCACCCACAUCUCAUGUCCCAGACCCCCCAUACUCCUAUGGCAACAUGACCGUACCAGCAUCCAAGCCACUGACCCUCUCGGGUCUGCUCAGUGAGCCCCUCCCAGACCCCUUGGCCCUCCUGGACAUUGGGUUGUCAGCAGGGCCAUCCAAGCCCCAAGAAGACCCAGAAUCCGACUCAGGAUUAUCCCUCAACUAUAGUGACGCUGAAUCUCUUGAGCUGGAGGGGACGGAGGCUGGUCGGCGUCGCAGCGAGUACGUAGAGAUGUACCCAGUGGAGUACCCCUACUCACUAAUGCCCAACUCCUUGGCCCACCCCAACUAUGCCUUGCCACCUGCCGAGAACCCCUUAGCCUUAGAGCCCUCCUCGGGCCCCGUGCGGGCCAAGCCCACUGCACGGGGGGAGGCGGGGAGUCGGGAUGAGCGUCGGGCCCUGGCCAUGAAGAUCCCCUUCCCUACGGACAAGAUUGUCAACUUGCCAGUAGAUGACUUCAACGAGCUGUUGGCACGGUACCCGCUGACGGAGAGCCAGCUGGCGCUAGUCCGGGACAUCCGAAGGCGGGGCAAGAACAAGGUGGCCGCCCAGAACUGUCGCAAGAGAAAGCUGGAGACCAUCGUGCAGCUGGAGCGGGAACUGGAGCGGCUGGGCAGUGAGCGGGAGCGGCUCCUCCGGGCCCGAGGCGAGGCCGACCGGACCCUGGAGGUCAUGCGCCAACAGCUGACGGAGCUGUAUCGUGACAUUUUCCAGCACCUGCGGGAUGAGGCAGGCAACAGCUACUCCCCUGAAGAGUAUGCACUGCACCAGGCUGCUGAUGGGGCCAUCUUCCUGGUGCCCCGAGGGACCAAGAUGGAGGCCACAGACUGAGCUGGCCAGAGGGGUGGGACUGGUGAUGGAGGUUUCCUUCAUUCUCUUCUGAUAAAGGUACUCCCUCCCCACCGUGAGGCCCAGAAGGAGCUGAGUACUGUAGACCAGGAGGGACCACAAUGGGACACCUGGCAUUUGGAAGGUCCAAGGUGUGCUCAGUGAGGCUUGCCUGGAAGCGAGGAUGUGAGGGGAGGGCUGGAAUCCCUCUUCCGUGAUUCAGUGUCCCAGGUCUCCAAUCUCUUGUUUGAGCUUUGGUAUAUAAAGCACUCUACAGAAA
Molecule: messenger RNA, 1569 nt
Organism: Kogia breviceps (pygmy sperm whale)
Lineage: Eukaryota; Metazoa; Chordata; Mammalia; Artiodactyla; Physeteridae
Gene: NFE2
Product: nuclear factor, erythroid 2
Biological process (GO): regulation of transcription by RNA polymerase II
Cellular component (GO): nucleus
Molecular function (GO): RNA polymerase II cis-regulatory region sequence-specific DNA binding; DNA-binding transcription factor activity, RNA polymerase II-specific
Source: RefSeq, a predicted model, not a curated record